Messenger RNA from Amoebophrya sp. A25, 5450 nucleotides. The record is from the annotation of a GenBank genome assembly. NCBI's taxonomy places the organism in Eukaryota, Dinophyceae, Syndiniales, Amoebophryaceae.
GUCGAUGAAAGCACUUCAACAGAGAUAGGGUGACUGCAAUUCAGUCGCGCAGACAUAUUUGUUGCGCAUUUUCACUCGCAUUGCAUAGCAAAUACAAAACGAUGGCCUCAACCGAAGAGCCUCCUGUGGCGGAAAGCACUCCCGUCAAUGCUCCUCCAUCUACCGAAGAUGGACGUGCGUCAGUAGAGAAGUCAGCGCUCAGUGCGAUGUUGACUGCUGUGAAGACGAAACGCAUACUUAGCCCGUCUAAGAACCUGCGUGAGCAGAUGGGCGGUUCGUCGGGUAGCCGAUCAGGGUUGUCGGGCCGUUUUUUGCCACCAUCCCCUCCGAAAGGCACCACUAUGUCUGUAUGACUCACUAUGACUGAUUUGAUCUAUGCACUAAUCGUAAUUUAUAGUCAAGCUUUCCCCUUGUAAUUGCUUAAAUGCGGGUUCUAGGAGAGAUACGUGAAGUCUAAGUGGAUUGGUCUGUACUUCCUAGCGUAACAUCAGUAUUGACAGAUGAACAGACGGAACCUUCCCAGCACGUUCCCUUUCAUAUUCUGGCACCGGAGGAGCCCUGUCCUUCCCGAAGAGGGACAAUUUAGCGGAGCGUUGUCGGCUUUUGUCGCCUCCACCGAAGCGCAAGUUGGGACAGCUGCCUGAGCCAGCAGUGUCAUUGGAUCCUAGUGGCCGUAUAAUAACUGAUACCGUAUUAACAGCUGAGACUACAACUACAGCACAGGAAGCUCAAGCCGGCACCAUUAAGACUAGUACCGCAGUCGCAUCCUCAACAUUGUCCCUGCCUCCCCUUUCAAGUAGGAGAUGGGCACGGGCAUAGUUUCAAGGGUGCGACUGCAAGGUCUCUAACACCAUUUCCGCUGCUUAUGACGAUGCUGCAAGAGCAUCAUCGAGAACACUGUUCCAGGAUGAGGUAAUUCGUGAAUCAGAGAUAACCUCCAAGAAGGGCAUACCGCAGUCACCUUCGAAAUUGACGUACACUGAUCUACGAGACAGGCUUCAGGGUGGUGAUAAACUGGGCGUCACUGCAGUGGCCGAUAGGCAUCGAAAUGCUGUGAAAUUAUUGGAGGAUUUGCGGCAAGAUGUUAGCAGCCUUGAAAGCAUGGUCGCGGAAGUGUCAAAUUUUUAUGGAAAGACAUUUAGUUUUUCAGUUAUGAAGAUGGGGCAACAUGGAGUUCUUAUAGCUUUUUCAAAUUGAGGUAGUACUGAGAAAUACCUUUUAGUCUCAUUUUCAUCUACGGACGUUCAUGUUGACUAAGAACUGCCUCAUUUCUUGUUUGACUUUACUACCUCUUUCAUAUCUUCAAAACGGACCAUAUCGAGCAAAGAGUUGCACAGCUUAGGCGGAAACAGGCGACUUUACGAGGUUGGCGGGAGUCUUUCAAGGACUUCUUCGAUGAGAGGAAAGUUGUCCUGGUCAAACAAGCGAAAGAAAUAGAGGAGAAGCAACAAGCGGAGGUAUCAUAACCAAGUGGAUUUUGAGAUAGUCCACCUUUCGUGGUGAGUUACUGUUGUAACUUCCAAUGUACUUCCUCCUGGGGAUGCUUUUGCUUGUAUUUAAGCUCUGGUUGAUGAAGACUUACAUUUUCAAAAAAACUAGAGAAUAAGAGAUACAAGAACUUUGACUUUUUUUUUUCUAGGUCCUCACCUCACGAGAAGAGCUGAUUGCAGCAAGAGACGAAAUUGAGAAGCUGGAAAGCAAGCUUGCUGCAACUAAGCAAAACUGGCAAGUGGCGAGAGAGAAAAGUACUCGUCUUUAGAUUCAGUCGCCAUCUAUGGAGUUGGACACUGACGAAAAUUUUCAUUUUGUAGAGAUGAACGAUUUCAGUAGGGGUUCAUCUUCAUGUUUUGAAGAAAAUAACUUCUUACUCAUUCAUACAUUUCUUCUGGAGUUAGAAGUCGUACACGAAAUCAUCAAACUAACAGACUUUGCCGAGUCUACGCGUUUGCGCGAACGAGAACAGCGAUUGCGAAGACAGAUUGACGCGCUAGCUAGUAGCGGGAAGACCGGGAGAGAGAACCACGAGGCAGCGGUAGCAAGGUUUGAGACUGUCAUAGCGGAGUUGGAGGAAAGACGAGACCUGAUGGCGAAAGAAAAGGGCGAUCAAACCAACCUCUUCGAAACACGGGAAAAGCAACUGCAGGUAUUAAGAAUAGAGGGAGUAGGUGGUUGUAGUCAUACAUAUUGAGAAUAGAGGUACUUCCACAUUUAUAAUAAGAUAAGUCGUUGUAGUCAUACAUAUUGAGUAGUGACUGAGAAUGAUAGAUCAGAAGGUAUGAGAGAAGGCGUUGAGAUAGCUAUCAUGGAUUCAUCUCCUGUGACAACAAUCUCAGGAACGAAUUGCGAUGCUAGAGGCCGAUCCUUCUUUUUCUGGUAGAGGUCUAGCGGCAGAACGAGAAUCUUUAGAGACGACAGUUGAAAAGCUUCGCCAAUGCCUACAGAGAAUCACUCAGGAGUGGCAAGCUUCGGGCGGUUUCUCCGAUCUUAUGGAUGAUGUGCUUUUUUUCGGUUGAAUGAGUUCUGGUACCUCUUCAUUUGGCAAGUUGGUGUUCUUUGAUGGAUUUAGACAUAGGAAUCGCAAUGGCCUCACUUAUCUGCAUUGCUUCAUCAAAUGAAACUAGUAUGGAGUAGGUAGUGUCUGGUAGUUUACACUUUUCUAAGACGAAUAUGGCGAAAGGAAGAGAGGAAUCGAGCAAAGCGAAGGCGAAAGGUUGGAGUGAAGUGGAGAGGCUGGAGAAGGAGAUUGCAUUGUUGGGAGCCACCAAGCCGACUAGCUCAGAGGAGGAGCAAGUUCUACAGCUAUUGCAAGAAGCAGGCACACUUGCCUCCGGGCGGACCAGGGUGUUACUCGGGGAGGUAAUCUUAACAGUAUAUUGACUUUUUUUUCCUUUGUCCGGUAUCGGUUUGUGAUCGUGCGGGGAGUCGCGCAGGGGUGAGGCCCCCGCGUUGCCUGCACUCGACGGUUUGCAUUGGUCCACCCGUGUGCGCUUCCUCCAGGAUGCUUCUCGCCUUGUUCUUCGCUUGUCGUGGCUCCUUGCGAAUUUUCCGGCUAUGCGUGUUCAGUAGCUUCGACACGCCUGCCAGGCGUAGGGGUGAUGGGGUGCACGAUCUUGGGGACCGACGCUCGGCGCGAUGCCUAUUCGGACAGAGUUGGGGCGGCCUAGGUUGGACUUGGUCACACGUACCCCGCCGCCGACUGCCUUGGGCCUGCUUCCUGGCUGUUGCUUUUAUUCAGUGCCGGAAGGAGUGCGGCGAUUGCUGGCCGAGCACAAGGGCGGCGCGGCCGAGGGGGGGAGGAAGGCAUAGAAAAGCGCGAGGGAAAUCGCCCGCAGGAUGAGGGACCAGGGGGAGCCCCCUGGAGCCAUUCCAGGGGCAAACGCACCGGCAUGCCGUGGUUGGCUGGAGGUCCAGCUGCUGCCUGGCCUUGAUGCGGGGCCUCGCUCCAUUGAACGGCAGGCGCAAAGAGGGCCAAGCGAGCACCCGCGAGCCAAAUAGCGUCAGCCCCGAGACGCACGGCCAGGCCCGAGAGCGCGCGCAGCUGUCUGAGGGAGCGGCCCCCCGCGUGGUGCUGCGCACGUGUGAUCUUUCAAGAGGCUGGCCCAGGGCGCACCCUUGGAGGGGGGCCUGGCAGUGCGGUGGCUUCAUUGUGCAAGUUUUUUUGCAAAUUUGCGGGGCUUUGCCAGGUUUCGCGGCAUGCACGUGGUGACGACAGGUCGGCCCAUUGAUUCGGAAGGGUCAACUCUAUCAGACGCCCUAGAGGCCGGCGGCGUCUCUAAUUUCGACAGGUCAAAGCUUUCGGACGACGCGGGUCGCCCGCGUUGGCUGGAGGUCCGGACCCCCGCGGAGGCGAGUGAACGAAGGCGCGCGACUGCUUCGUGAAGGGCGCCCCGUUGGUGUAUCACGAGGCCCGAAAUACAACGGAGCGCCGGCGCCGGCCAGGCGCUUGUCGGUGGUAGUAGUUGCAAUGCCGUGCUUGUUGGGUUCGGUGGUGAAGGCCCACGGCGCCGAGGCGGGCAGGCUGCGGGCUCACUUUUGACGUGGAGCGAACCUCCCCCGCAGUGCUGCGGCGUUGUUGUGUGUGUGCCUUGUCUCGUCGCUUCUCUCCGUUUGUUCUGGCAGGACGCCCCCUCUGUCAUUUGAUGCACAGCCUGCCCUGUAUGAACGGGCCACGAGCAUUGUCAGCAGCUGACUGCCCAAUCCAUUUCAGGUGUCUUCAUUUUUCUCGCAGAUCUGGCUAUUAGAUCGUCGCAACCGAGACUUUGUCCAUGCCCUCAUGGGUUUGUCGUUUAAGUAUCCUUUUCACUGUCCUGGUGGGGAGAUAUACGUUGCGGGUGCCCCUGCGGCCGAUGCUCUUGUCGAUGGAAACCAUUAUGAGAAUGAAUGAUGCAAAUAAAACCCCAUUGACUUUUACAUGUAUUGUAAUGUAAAAGGAUUUCGAGAGAGUGAUCCCUGGAAGUACCUACCCCGCUAGGACUAGCCUCUUUCAUACGCCGAGCAGCAUACUGGCGCGCAGUCCCGGAGACAAUACUCCGCUAGCGUUUUUGAAGAAUUCGAUGCAAGAACGCUUAGACACCAGUGCUGGAGAUAUUGGGCCUUUGCUCGAUCCUAUUGACCUAGCGUCGCCUACAGGCAAGGUGGCGCCUCGCGAGUGGACAACGUUCGCAGUGUAGUUCGCGACUGAACAGCGUUCGCAGAGUAGUAUAGAUGAGUGGACUCCGGAAACCACAUGACGGAUCGUGAAGUACAGCGGACUGAAAGUUAUCUUCUAGCUAUCCGAGGGAACCAUGAGAACACACUGUUAGUUUGAAACAUUUCUGUACCUAAAUCGAAUUGCUUAUUGAUUCUCUCUCAUCACAACGGGAAUGAAUUCCGCAUAGUUCAUUCUCAUUGUCUGAAAACUUACUUGAUAAUCCGAACAACGCAGACUACGCAUAAGAAUCAACAUGAACAUUAUAGAGCCUGUCAUAUGCGGUACAAACUUAAGAAAUAUGUUGGAAGAAAUAUAACUGAAGAACAAACAAAUAUAGCCAAGCAUCAGCUGAUAGGUCUUCACCUUUUCUCUCACAGCAAACUGUGCAUUCGAUACAGCAUCCUUUACAAGAUCCGCGUUAUGGGGAACACUUACUUCUUUGAUAGUUAGACUACAAUCGUCAUCCCAUGUUCGGUUUCCAAUUUAAUACCCUUCCCAUUUCCACAGAGACAAGAUAUGCCUUGAAUGUACAGCUUCAGAUCGAAGUCGAUGAGGUUCGAAGUUAUGAUCAUACGCUCGCUUUAGCUCACUUCUUAGGUGAAUGUGAAAAACGAUAAGCACCACUUUUAGAACGAUCGUGCACAGGGUAGACCCUGAAAAGAACCAAGAUUGUCUUUUGCAGUCGACAAACAAUUUUUGAGGACCACAGGUCAUCUUCAACCUCUAGUAUUAUACGGUAGUCGCAUCUUCAAGGUCGGUU